Molecule: messenger RNA, 1623 nt
Organism: Ceutorhynchus assimilis (cabbage seed weevil)
Lineage: Eukaryota; Metazoa; Arthropoda; Insecta; Coleoptera; Curculionidae
Source: the annotation of a GenBank genome assembly
AUAACUGGAAAUUAGGAUAUGUAUAUAAAUAAAUUCGAUAAGGUUUUGGAAGUACUGCCAAAAUGAAACUUUUGCUACUGUGUAGUUUGUUGAUGAUUGGAGCUCUGGCUGACGAUUAUGUCGUCAACACCAGAAGAUUCCCAAAAGACUUCAAAUUCGGUACAGCUUCAGCUGCUUACCAAAUUGAAGGUGGAUGGGAUGCGGAUGGUAAGGGCGAGAAUGUUUGGGAUACUUACACACAUUUGUAUCCAGAAAAAUCCAACUACCAAAAUGGAGAUGUAGCUUGUGACUCCUAUAACAAAUGGCAAGAAGAUGUCGACCUCUUGGUAGGCUUGGGUGUUAAUACUUAUAGGUUUUCUAUUGCUUGGUCGCGAGUUUUGCCAACAGGUUUUGUCAACUCAUCAAACCCUGCUGGUAUCAAUUACUACAAGAAAUUAAUCGCAGCAUUAAAAGCCAAUAACAUCGAACCUUUGGUUACAAUGUAUCAUUGGGACUUGCCAACUAAUCUAGAAAAUUUAGGCGGUUUCAUCAAUCCGGAAAUUCAAGAAUGGUUCGUUGACUAUGCUAGGUUUUUGUUUAAAACUUUCGGGGAUGACGUCAAGAACUGGAUUACAUUUAAUGAACCUAAACAAGCUUGCGAAUUUGGCUAUGGUGCUGGUGUUCUAGCUCCAUACAUAUCUAGUCCUGGAAUUAAAGACUACCAAUGCUCCCAUAAUCUUAUUAUUGCCCAUGGAAAAGCUUACAGAAUGUGGGAAAGAGAAUUUAAAGAAAAACAAGGAGGCAGGGUUACUAUGGUGAUUGACAGUAAUUGGUUUGGACCAGCUUCAAACAGCACUGAAGAUAUUGAAGCUGCUGAAAGGAAUAUGCUAUUUACAUAUGGUUGGUAUGGUCAUCCAGUUAACUUCGGAGACUAUCCAGAAGUUAUGAAAGAAAGAAUUGCUCACCGAUCUGCAUUGGAAGGUUUUAAUACAUCUCGCCUUCCCAGCUUCACCGAAGAAGAAAAGCAAAUUAUCAAAGGAACAGUCGAUUUUAUGUGCGUUAAUAUUUAUACUUCCUCUUUAGUGAAUGCAAUUCCUGAACCAAAAAUUGUACCAUUGAGUCCAACAAGAGAUUUGGACAUUGGAGUCAAUGUCUUCCAACCAGAAGACUGGGAACCUACUGUUACUAGCUGGUUUAAGGUUGUACCAUGGGGGGCAAGAGAACUAAUCAAGUGGAUAAGCAACACAUACAAUCAUCCAGAAAUUGUUGUUACUGAAAAUGGAUACCACGACAAUGGUACUGUAAUUCAUGAUUUGGAAACCAGAGGCCGGUAUCAUAAAUUAUACCUCAGUAAUAUGCUGGAUGCAAUUUAUGAAGAUGGUGUAAACCUAACCGGUUACAUGGCUUGGGCACUUACUGAUGACUUUGAAUGGCAAUAUGGAUACAAUAUUCAAUUGGGAUUAUACCAAGUAAACUUUACUGAUCCCGCAAGGCCAAGAGUUGCUAAGGACUCAGCUUCUUAUUACAGACAAGUUGUAACAACAAGGUGUUUGGUUGAUAACGAUCAAUGCACAGAUUAGAUUGUACUGGAAACUGUUUAUGUAUAAAAUUAUAAUAAUAUUAAAACCCUGUUUAAGAUUAAAG